Messenger RNA from Serinus canaria (Common canary), 2829 nucleotides. It is a transcript of the gene SLITRK3, whose product is annotated as SLIT and NTRK like family member 3. The transcript has a single exon. The record is from RefSeq and is a predicted model, not a curated record. NCBI's taxonomy places the organism in Eukaryota, Metazoa, Chordata, Aves, Passeriformes, Fringillidae. Gene Ontology annotation, molecular function: protein binding. Gene Ontology annotation, biological process: regulation of presynapse assembly; positive regulation of synapse assembly; axonogenesis. Gene Ontology annotation, cellular component: GABA-ergic synapse; postsynaptic density membrane. Bases 1 to 2829 code for a protein of 942 amino acids.
AUGAUGAAACCUUCCACGGCAGAGACGCUUCAUAAAGGAAGGAUGUUGUGGAUAAUUCUUCUAAGCACAAUUGCUCUAGCAUGGACUACACCUAUUCCCUUGAUAGAGGACUCGGAGGAACUGGAUGAGCCCUGCUUUGAUCCAUGUUACUGUGAAGUGAAGGAGAGCCUUUUCCAUAUACAUUGUGACAACAAGGGAUUUAUAAAUAUUAGUCAGAUAACAGAGUCGUGGUCGAGACCUUUUAAACUUUAUCUGCAGAGGAAUUCCAUGAGGAAAUUGUACACCAACAGUUUUCUUCACUUGAACAAUGCAGUAUCUAUUAACCUUGGGAACAAUGCACUGCAGGACAUUCAGACGGGGGCUUUUAACGGGCUCCGAGUUCUGAAGAGGUUGUAUUUGCACGAAAACAAAUUGGACAUUUUCAGGAACGACACUUUCCUGGGUUUGGAAAGUCUGGAAUAUCUGCAGGCAGAUUACAAUGUCAUUAAAAGGAUUGAAAGCGGGGCGUUUCGAAACCUAAGUAAAUUGAGGGUCCUUAUCCUAAAUGACAAUCUUAUCCCCAUGCUCCCCACCAAUUUAUUUAAGUCUGUGUCCUUAACCCACUUGGACUUGCGGGGGAACCGCCUCAAAGUCCUUUCGUACCGCGGGAUGUUGGACCACAUUGGCAGGAGCCUGAUGGAGAUCCAGCUGGAGGAGAACCCGUGGAACUGUACGUGCGAGAUUGUGCAGCUCAAGAGCUGGCUGGAGCGCAUCCCCUACACCGCUCUGGUGGGGGACAUCACCUGCGAGACCCCCUUCCACUUCCACGGGAAGGACCUGCGGGAAAUCAAGAGAAGCAAGCUCUGCCCCAUGCUGUCCGACUCCGAGGUGGAAGCCAGCCUGGGCAUCCCUCAGCUGUCCUCCAGCAAGGAGAACGCGUGGCCUACGAAGCCUUCCUCCAUGCUGUCCUCCUUCCAUUUCACCGCUUCCUCUGUUGAGUACAAAACGUCCAACAAGCAGCCCAAGCCCACCAAGCAGCCCCGGGCGCCCCGGCCUCCCCCGACCCCCCGUGGCCUGUACCCCGGGCCCAACCAACCGCCCGUGGCUGCCUACCAGACCCGGCCCCCCAUCCCCAUCAUCUGCCCCACCGGCUGCUCUUGCAGUUUGCACAUCAACGACCUGGGCCUGACGGUCAACUGCAAGGAGCGGGGAUUCCACAACAUCUCCGAGCUCCUGCCCAGGCCCUUGAACGCCAAGAAGCUGUACCUGAGCGGGAAUUUGAUCCAGAAAAUCUACCGCUCCGAUUUCUGGAAUUUUUCCUCCUUGGAUCUCUUACACCUGGGGAACAACCGGAUCUCCUACGUGCAGGACGGGGCGUUCAUCAACCUGCCGAACCUCAAGAGCCUGUACCUGAACGGGAACGACAUCGAGCGGCUGACCCCGGGCAUGUUCCGGGGCCUGCAGAGUUUGCAUUACCUGUACUUCGAGUACAACCUGAUCAGGGAAAUCCAGCCGGCGGCCUUCAGCCUCAUGCCCAACCUGAAGCUCCUCUUCCUCAACGACAACCUGCUCCGCACGCUGCCCACCGACGCCUUCGCCGGCACCUCCCUGGCGCGCCUCAACCUGCGCAACAACCACUUCCUGGCGCUGCCGGUGGCCGGGGUGCUGGAGCACCUGCACGCCAUCGUGCAGAUCGACCUGAAGCUCAACCCCUGGGACUGCACCUGCGAGCUGGUGCCGCUGAAGCAGUGGCUGGAGGCGCUCAGCUCCGUCAGCGUGGUGGGCGAGGUGCUGUGCGCCAGCCCCGAGCCGCUGGCCCGCCGCGACCUGCGCUCUCUGGAGCUGGCCGCGCUGUGCCCCGCCGCCCUGCGCCCCGCCGCCGCCGCCUCGCCCCCCGCCGCCGCCCCGCCGCCGCCCGCCGCCACCGGCGCGGCCGCCUACGAGCUGCCCCCGGCCGCCGCGGCCGCGGCCGUGCCGCUCUCCGUGCUCAUCCUCAGCCUCCUCGUCCUCUUCUUCUCCGCCGUGCUGGUGGCCGCCGGGCUCUUCGCCUUCGUGCUGCGCCGCCGCCGGAGGAAGCUGCCGUUCCGCGGCCCGCGGGCGGAGGCGGCGGACCUGGGCGCGGUGCCGCUGCGCUGCCCGCGGCUCUUCCCCGAGGGCGGCGGCGGCGGCGGCGGGGGCGGCGGCGGCGGGGGGUGCCCCGGGGAGCGGUCCCCGGAGAAGGCGCCCCCGGCGGGCCACGUCUACGACUACAUCCCGCACCCGGUGACCCAGAUGUGCAACAACCCCAUCUACAAGCCGCGGGAGGAGGAAGAGGCGGCGGGUGGCGGCGGCGAGGCGGCCGAGCUGCUGCGGGGCGGCGGCGAGCGCGGCUUCGCCCACCCCGCCGCCCCCGCCGCCGCGCCGGAGCCGGGCAGCAGCUACCGCACCUUGCUGGAGAAGGAGCAGGAGUGGAGCCUGGCCGUGUCCAGCUCGCAGCUCAACACCAUCGUGGCCGUGCACCCCCAGCACCCCGCGGGCGGAGGGCUGGCGGCGGGCGCGCUCGGGGCGCCGGCGGCGGCGGCGGGGGGAGCCCCGCGGGACCGCGACCGCCCGCCGCCCUGCGCCGUGGGGUUCGUGGACUGCCUCUACGGCACCGUGCCCAAGCUGAAGGAACUGCACGUCCACCCCCCCGGCAUGCAAUACCCGGACCUGCAGCAGGACGCCAGGCUGAAGGAGACCCUGCUCUUCGCGGCCGGCAAGGGCUUCCCGGACCACCAAACCCCCACAAGCGAAUACCUCGAGUUAAGGGCCAAACUCCAAACCAAGCCGGAUUACCUCGAAGUCCUGGAGAAGACCACGUACCGGUUCUGA